Jaminaea rosea is the source of this 1119-nucleotide messenger RNA. RefSeq lists its product as hypothetical. Bases 1 to 1119 code for a protein of 372 amino acids. NCBI's taxonomy places the organism in Eukaryota, Fungi, Basidiomycota, Exobasidiomycetes, Microstromatales. The record is from RefSeq and is a predicted model, not a curated record. The transcript is spliced from 2 exons.
AUGGCAGAGCCGCGCCCUCUCAGCGGCAUUGCAGCGCCUGCGGCACGAGUGGCCACGUCCACCGUCUCCUUCUACGCUCCUCGCACUCACGGUUCCCUGUAUGCACUCCAACGACCGGCUUUCAGCACCUCCAAGCAAGGCGCUUUCCUCUUCACUGCCAGCCAAGGCUCUAUCGUCACCCCACAAGCAGCUCUGCUUCCUCUCACACUCUCAGCCCCUCGCACCAUCACCGCUCUCCGCACAUUCUCCACCACCGCACUUCCCCGUAAUGCAGCCACCGCCGUACCAUCGUCCAGCGGCUCAAUCAAACCCAUUACAUUCCGCAAUUACCCACUGCGACAUCUCGUCCUCUUCCCUGUACUACACAGCAGUAUCGCCUGGACGCUGCUCGGCCCAACCUACCUCCUGCUCUCCUUCACCAACUUGACCCCACUCCUCCUCGCCGGACCACAAGGAGUCGCAGUCCUCAACACGCGCAUCCCUUCCCUCGUACCCGAUGGAGCACUGUACGGCCUACGUGACGCAAGAGCCGUAGCAGCAAAGCAACGUCCGGAUGCUGUGAGCAAGGGAGUCACAGUAGAAGAGUGGGCAGAGGCAAGCAUCCGUAAAGCUGCAGGGACGACGUGGAGGACGGCAAAGGGUGUACGGGAUCUCGUCUCUCGCGUGAGAGGAGCGGCGGCUGUUCCCUCGAAGUUGGAGCAAGCCGCAAAGGACAUCGGCGAGGAAGCUGAACAGACUGGUGAUUUGGCUGGUGCCGCCUCGGGGAAGAGAGGGGCGAGGGGAUGGCUGAACAAGGCGCGCUAUUUGACCAACUCGCUGGGUGGGGCUGACAGUAGCAGCGAUGCGAGUGGCGGUCAGAGCGAAGGUGGGGUCAUCAACGAGACUCGCGGGAUGAUGAGAUCCUACAUCUCCAAGCAGACGCAUAGCGUUACCGUGCGCGACUUGGCGGAUGUCGUGGGUGCUUGGGUGCUUGUCAAGUGUCUGCUCCCUGUUCGAGUGCCCUUAUCUCUCUGGCUAACACCCAAAGCGGUCCGAUGGACACUCAUGCGUGGUGCAGCGACAGCCAGGACGGCUACGGCUACGACUGCUGGUGCGGCAAAGGCUGGGGUGCCAAAGUAA